CUCCACCUACCUCGGCCGGCCUCUCCGCCCCUGCGGGGCUCCCGCGCCCAGCUCGGCCCCGGGGGUCCGGGAACCCUGGCUUCGGGGAGUGGCAUUUGCACCCCAUUAAGAAAUCCUCCCGGGGGUGGGGGCGGAGGCCAUCUGCUUAUGGGUGGACACGGGCCAGGGGCUCCUCUGCUGAGAUGAGAGUUGUCCUGAGAGGGGUGGCCGGCUCUUUGGGUCCAGAGUUGCGGACCCCCAGGAGAACACAGGUCGCGGGGAUCAGCAGAGAGAAGGGGGUGGAAGAAGGGGGAAAAAAAAAAAAAGCCAGGAAAAAAAGCCCCUGCGCAUUGAUCCGCGCCGUAUUUUUGGGUAAAUACGAUCACGUGGGGGCCGGGGAGCCAAUGAGCUGCGGGGAAAAGGCUGGAAAAAUAAUUACCUGCCUUGAUUGUUCUGUGAGCAGAUAAAAAGUACAUAUACAGUUCAUACAAUAAUCUUAUGUAUGUAAAACCCUGUUACGAUGUCGGCGACGGGGCCCAUCAGUAACUAUUACGUGGACUCGCUCAUCUCUCACGACAAUGAAGACCUCCUAGCGUCCAGGUUUCCGGCCACGGGGGCUCACCCCGCCGCCGCCAGACCCAGCGGUUUGGUGCCGGACUGUAGCGAUUUUCCGUCCUGUAGCUUCGCGCCCAAGCCGGCCGUGUUCAGCACGUCGUGGGCGCCCGUGCCCUCGCAGUCGUCCGUGGUCUACCACCCGUACGGCCCCCAGCCCCACCUCGGCGCCGACACGCGCUACAUGCGGACUUGGCUCGAGCCGCUGUCCGGCGCCGUCUCCUUCCCCAGCUUCCCGGCCGGGGGCCGUCACUACGCCCUCAAGCCGGACGCCUACCCCGGGCGCCGCGCCGACUGCGGCCCGGGCGACGGCCGCAGCUACCCGGACUACAUGUACGGCUCGCCCGGGGAGCUGCGCGACCGCGCCCCGCAGACCCUGCCCUCGCCCGAGGCGGACGCGCUCGCCGGCAGCAAGCACAAAGAGGAGAAGGCCGACCUGGACCCCAGCAACCCCGUGGCCAACUGGAUCCACGCCCGCUCCACAAGGAAGAAGCGCUGCCCCUACACCAAGUACCAGACGCUGGAACUGGAGAAGGAGUUUCUCUUCAAUAUGUAUUUAACCAGGGACCGUCGGUACGAGGUGGCCCGGGUUCUCAACCUCACCGAGCGGCAGGUCAAAAUCUGGUUCCAGAACCGCAGGAUGAAGAUGAAAAAAAUGAAUAAGGAGAAAUCCGACAAGGAGCAGUCCUAAACCCUGCGCCAGCCUGCUGCCCGGCGCAGCCAAGGGAGAAACAAACCCCGCAGAAAUGCCCCAACCCAGGCGGGAGGCGGCCCGAAAGAGAAAAGGAAAGAGCAAGAGAGAGAAAAGCCAGGCGGCUUAAA
Hippopotamus amphibius kiboko is the source of this 1413-nucleotide messenger RNA. It is a transcript of the gene HOXC9, whose product is annotated as homeobox C9. Gene Ontology annotation, cellular component: nucleus. The coding region runs from base 500 to 1282 and encodes 260 amino acids. Gene Ontology annotation, biological process: embryonic skeletal system morphogenesis; anterior/posterior pattern specification; proximal/distal pattern formation. The record is from RefSeq and is a predicted model, not a curated record. The transcript has 2 exons. Lineage: Eukaryota; Metazoa; Chordata; Mammalia; Artiodactyla; Hippopotamidae. Gene Ontology annotation, molecular function: DNA-binding transcription factor activity, RNA polymerase II-specific; RNA polymerase II cis-regulatory region sequence-specific DNA binding.